CUGUCAGUUGUGCAUAUAUUGGCAAAGAAGACUAUUUGCCGGAGCUAAAAGGACAGAGUAUCUCGAUAUUGUUUGAGAGAACAGAGAAGAAGAAUGUCUACGGUGACUAUACCUCCGGUGCUAACUUCGCCUCGUGAUGAUGCUAUGCACCUCUACCGUGCUUUCAAAGGAUUUGGCUGUGAUACUGAAGCAAUUAUCAAUAUUCUUGCCCAUCGAGAUGCAACCCAGCGUGCUCUUAUUCAACAAGAAUAUAGAGCCAUGUAUUCUGAAGACCUUAACAAACGCUUGUCUUCAGAGCUAAGUAACAAUGUCAAGAAAGCAGUUUUACUCUGGGUGCAUGAUCCAGCAACACGGGAUGCUACGAUAGUAAGGCAGGCAUUAAGUGGUGAUAUUGCUGAUCUUAAAGCUGCUACUGAAGUAAUAUGUUCCCGUACUCCGUCCCAACUUCAACAAUUUAAACAAAUUUAUUUUUCAAGAUUUGGUACUUACCUUGAGCAUGACAUUGAAUAUCAAGCUUCUGGAGAUCACAAAAAGUUACUGCUUGCAUAUCUAAGUACACCACGCCAUGAAGGACCGGAAGUUGAUAAAUUGAUGGUGGAGAAGGAUGCAAAAGCUCUCUUCAAAGCCGGGGAGAAGAAAUUGGGAACUGAUGAGAACACUUUCAUACACAUUUUCAGUGGAAGAAGCAGGGCACAAUUGGUUGCAGUUGAUUCUGCUUACCAUAAUUUUUAUGGAAACUCGUUAAAAAAGGCAGUAAAAAAGGAAACCUCUGGGAACUUUGAGUUUGCCCUUCUGACUAUCUUACAAUGUGCUCACAAUCCAGGAAAGUACUUCGCAAAGGUUUUACACAAUGCAAUGAAGGGUUUUGGAACAAAUGACACUACACUUAUAAGGAUAGUUGUAACAAGGGCUGAGAUCGACAUGCAGUAUAUAAAGGCAGAGUACCAGAAGAAAUAUGGAAAAACUUUGAAUGAUGCUGUUCACUCAGAGACAUCAGGCCAUUACAGGGCCUUUCUUCUUUCUCUUUUAGGCCCCAGCCAUUAGACUAGAUAUCACUCUCAGGUUUGUGUGAAGUAGGACAUGAAGUAUGAACUAUCCAUUUCCUAAGUACAAUUUGUUUGGCAGUUUGUGAACCUGGAAGUCAAGUCAGUCAUUGUCAAGAAUGAUCCAAAUCUAUGGUGUUCGUUUUCUGUCGUGUGAAAUGUCUGCUUUAUGGUUGUAAAUAUAUCAGAAAACAUGGGAUGAGAAGCAAAACAUCUUGAAUGUUGCAUUUGUUCUGAUGCUGAUGUUAACUCAGCCGUUUUGUACA
Molecule: messenger RNA, 1309 nt
Organism: Quercus robur (English oak)
Lineage: Eukaryota; Viridiplantae; Streptophyta; Magnoliopsida; Fagales; Fagaceae
Product: annexin D5
Exons: 6
Coding region: 94-1044 (316 amino acids)
Cellular component (GO): cytoplasm
Molecular function (GO): calcium-dependent phospholipid binding; calcium ion binding
Source: RefSeq, a predicted model, not a curated record